AGGAGAUAUUUCUGCCUUGAAAACUUCUGCCUGUUGUUUACACUCACGUGGCCAUCAAGAAACGGACGUACUACGUAGUACAGGACGUUGAAGUGCCCCACCAAACACCACGGGUGGAGACGAAUCCCGCUCAUCCCCCUCACGGAUAGCUUCCCAAUCAUAGUUUUCUCAUUAAGACGGACUCUUCUUCUACAUCAUCACCUACCACGAACUUCAGGUCUGAUUCCAGAGCAAUAAGGCUCAGCUUCAAGCGUUUACCUUACCGGUUCGAACCACUACACCAGAUCCGAGAACAAGAUGAGUGGAGAGUUUACCGCCUUCUUUUAUGGAACACUAAUGGCCCCCGAGGUCUUCUUCAGUGUCUGCUACGGAGACAAGAACCCUCCUCAAGCCAUCAAAGACAUGCACACCUUUACGCCAGCCAUAUUGGAUGGAUACUGUCGCCAUCGCGUCCAGUACGCCGACUAUCCUGGCAUCAUCGCCGAGGAGGGGCACACAGUUUUGGGCAUCUACGCCACGGGGCUGACUGACGCCAACAUCGAGAAGCUCGACUACUUUGAGGGUUCAGACUAUAACAGAGAGAAUGUCAAGGUCAAGCUUGUGAAAAAGGAUGGCGACACUACCAGUGGUGAUGAGCACAAAGAGACGUCGGUAUACGUCUUCAACCAGCCCGAUUGUCUGGAGAAGAAGGAAUGGGACUAUGCCGAGUUCCGCGCCGAGAAGAUGGCCUACUGGACUCGGGGUGAGUGGAAAUCGGAUCAAGACCCCGAGGAUAAGGCCAUCGUUGACAAUUCCGUUUGACCAACUCUCCAAGCGCCGGCUCCGGAUGAGUCAGUUGCCGAUAUGACCGCAUGAAAGAAAGCCGUCUUGGGUUGGCAGUGAGGGGUGUUUAAAUGUCAACGACGCCAAUAGAGCGGAUAAAAGGCAAAAGUUUCAAGUGCCAGCUGCCACGCAGAGUAGAUAGAUAUGAAAGACUUUUUUAUGUCACCGCAAGCCCCAACAGUUUCCAAUCGUGCGCGUGCCAACCAUCUGUCAAAGAAU
Messenger RNA from Ilyonectria robusta, 1041 nucleotides. Its product is annotated as AIG2-like family-domain-containing protein. Lineage: Eukaryota; Fungi; Ascomycota; Sordariomycetes; Hypocreales; Nectriaceae. The record is from RefSeq and is a predicted model, not a curated record. The transcript has 5 exons. Bases 298 to 801 code for a protein of 167 amino acids.